AUGGAAGAUGAACCAGACACUGGCGCGUCUUCUCGGGAUGAGAGGAAGGCUAAAGAGAAGGCGAAAAUACUGCAACGGGAAAUCCAGCGGAAGACUUUCAAACUGGUCAGAGAGGAGAGACAUUGGAGAUUUGUUUAGUCCACUGUUUACAAGCUAGCUAGAUGUUAUGCUAGCCGGCUAGCAAGCAACACCGGUGGCUUGCAAAAAUAACAACAGUUCUUGCAAUGCAUUGUAACGUUUAACAAUGUUGAGAGCUUUGGAUAAAACUGGGACAGUGUUCGUACCGAGUGACAUUGUCAAGAGUAGAUAUUGCCCAUUUCAUGUAUUCAAAAGUUAGUAGCUAUUGUCUUCCUUUGCGUCAUUCUCAAUGUAAAAUAAGCAGCUGACAAUGACUACCGAAAUGUUCAGGGCCCAUAUAAAGCUUCACCAAGUAGGAGUGUUGAUUUAGGAUCCGUUUUCCCUAUUAGAUCACACGGACAGGUUGGGACCUGAUCCUAGAUCAGCACUCCUACUCUGGGAUGCUUGAUACACUUUUUAACAUCUAAUUAUCUAUCAUCCCCUCUGCUCCAGGUAGCUAAGAUCCUGAAGAAGCAGGAGAGUGAGCGGACACAGGAGGAGUCUGCGGAUCUACUUCUGCACCAGGACACGGUACAGGAACUGUGCUCGCGGCAGGUCCGCAGGAACGUUCUAAAGAGGAAGCAAGAAGAGGUCUGGUUAUUGACGUGUCUUUAUAACUGCCCAAUAACAUAGCCUGGUCCAACAGAUCUGUUGGACCAGGCUAUCUUCCCAACUGCUUGUCACGCCAAACAUGGCAUGACAAUUCCAUAAGAAGUUGGCACGAGGGCAGAAACAGACUGGCACCCAGGCUACCAAUAACAUGGUCUAAGUGGCGCUCUCUCUCUCUCCUUGUCUUUACUGACCUGAAACACCAGGCUAGGAGAGAUGCAAUGUGGAGGAUGACUAUUAGCAUGGAAUUUGCUUUAUGUCUCUCUCUGUCUUUGUGCUGUUGUAGGUAUCUGAUGAAACAGAGGACCUGAGGUGUAAAGUGGGACAGUUGGCUGAGGCAGUCAGACAGGCUCAACACCUGGUGAUCUACACUGGGGCCGGGAUCAGCACGGUAAAUACUGGGGCUCCGUAUUUCACACCAUGGCUGUGUUCCACUAGUCUAAGUGCCAGUUUAUUUAUGCUAUCAUGUCAACUCAUUGUCAUACCAAACAGCAAUGGAGUUGGCAAGAGCACAAACAGAUCUGGGGUGUAUUUCACAGGAACCAAAUGGCUGAAACAGGGGAGGGACUAACCUGAACUUGUCCAAAACGAAACUCUUUUUUUCUACGGUGUGCACUCAUGUAGCCUUUUUCAAACCUCUCCUUGGGGACCCCCAGACUUUCCAUGUAUUUGAACUAUUCCAGAGGUAGCACACCUUAUUCGACUUUCAGGAGCUAUUAGGUUUAAGUGCCUUGCUCAAGGGCACAUCGACAGAUUUUCACCUAGUUGGCUCGGAGCUUCGAACCAGCGACCUUCUGGUUACUGGCCCAAUUGGCUAGGCUACCUGCCACCCAUCAUGACAAGGGGGACAUGUUUCUGUGUCAUGUAUUGCAGGCAGCGUCCAUCCCAGACUACAGGGGACCAAAUGGGGUUUGGACACAGCUACAGAAGGGCAGAGCUGUCAGGUGAGACAGGCUGGAGUACACAAGAUGGCAACUUCAUCAAACUGCAUGUAAUUAAGUCAACAAGAUGGCAACUUCAUCAAACUGCAUGUAAUUAAGUCAACAAGAUGGCAACUUCAUCAAACUGCAUGUAAUUAAGUCAACAAGAUGGCAACUUCAUCAUACUGCAUGUAAUUAAGUCAUUUCUCUCUCUCCCUCUCUAGCUCGUCAGACCUGAGUGAAGCAGAACCUACUCUUACACACAUGUGUAUCAGGACGCUGCAUGAGGAGAACAUGGUCAGUCAGCUAGUUGUGUGUGUCGUCAGGGACCUUGUGCUUUUAGCUUCCUCAGACAUUGGAAAGGUUUUCGAGGUGUCUGUAUGACCAUUUCCAAUGUGUGUGUUGGCAUUGGUGUGGGUGGGUGUAGGUGCAGCAUGUAGUGUCUCAGAACUGUGAUGGGCUCCACCUGCGUAGCGGCCUUUCCAGACACACCCUCUCUGAGCUGCACGGCAACAUGUUCAUCGAGGCAGGUCACACACAGACAUCAGGCACACACACUACAUACAGUAUAUACUACACCAAUAGAUGCCACCUAAAGAACUCGCUGGAUUAUAAUACUGACAUCAUUUCUUAUUUUGCAGGUGUGUACUUCCUGUUCCCCGGUGAGGGAGUUUGUGCGACUCUUUGACGUGACGGAGCGCACGGCGAGGCACAGGCACGGGACGGGGCGGCGGUGUGCCCACUGCGGGGGAGAGCUCAGGGACACCAUCGUACAUUUCGGGGAGAGGGGCACCCUGGAGCAGCCUCUCAACUGGAGGGGGGCAUCGGAGGCUGCUGAGAGGGCUGAUGUUAUCCUCUGUCUGGGCUCCAGUCUGAAGGUAAGGACAGGACAACAACAUGCACUAACACACAGCAUCAAUAAAGUCUGAAGGGAUGGUCUGUCUAAUCAGGAUGAAUAGACUAAAACAGAGUGCUGCUAACCUCACAGGACAAUGAAAUGACAUUGAAUGCGAAAUGACAUUGAAUGUGCAUAAAAUGGGAGUUCCGUGAAUGUUGAAAAUAAUUGAGUGGCUUUGUGUUGUUUAUGUCAUCACAGUGUGGUUAGACUGAUCUUUCCAUCUCUCUUUACCAGGUGCUGAAGAAGUAUGCCUGUCUAUGGAGCAUGAAUAGACCUGCUAACAGGAGACCCAAACUCUAUAUCGUCAAUCUACAGGUCAUCUUACUAGUACUUGAACCAGUGUUUCCCAAUCCUGGUCCCUAGCAUUGCCCUAGCAUCCUGGUCCCUAGGAUUAGUUGAAUCGGGUGCGUUAGUGCUAGGACAAAAUGUUUUAAUUGCACCCCUUUGGAUCCCCAGGACCAGGAUUGGAAAACACUGACAUGAACCAAUAACACUGACAUGAACCUGUGUUGUUACAGAGUUAAAUCUUGAUCGUGCAAUGCAGUUUCACUUAGUUCUCCCACAGAGAUGGACCCUGGUCAAAAGUAGUGCACUAUGAAUGUAAUAGGAUGCCUGAUUGAUGAUGACCUCUGUCUUGUUUUAGUGGACACCUAAAGACGACCUGGCCACACUGAAGAUCCAUGGGAAAUGUGAUGACGUGAUGCGUCUCCUUAUGGAGGACCUGAACCUAAAGAUCCCUGCCUACAACAAGUAAGACCUGUCAAAACACACACACACCUCUGGUGUGUUCACUACAUUUACAUUACAUUUUAGUCAUUUAGCAGACGGUCUUAUCCAGAGCCACUUACAGUUAGUGAGUGCAUACAUUUUUCAUACUGGCCCCCCCCGUGGGAAACGAACCCACAACCCUGGCGUUGCAAACGCCAUGCUCUACCAACUGAGCUACAGGGGGCCUAGGAAGCAAACUGGUUGGAACGGGGAGGGACAUACCUGAACUUGUUAUUGCUAAAAGUUUUCCAUUGCAAAUAGUUAUGCUAUGGUGUGUCCUAAUGAAUCCACCCCAGCUGGAACACCCUCACUGAUGCGUUCCUGACUCCCCUUCCAUCAUCAGGACAGAGGACCCUAUACUCAGCUUGGCCACACCGCUGAGGCCAGACGAGGAGGACAGUUACACUCGUAAACUCAUAGCUCCACCCGCUGGUGGGAAGGACUGCUCACCAGACUCCCUGGGACGGGGUGGAGGGAGGGCAGUGCAAGGAGGCUGGUUCGGACGAGGAUACUCCAAAGGAAGGAAGAGGAAGAAGAAGGUGGCGUAG
Molecule: messenger RNA, 3860 nt
Organism: Coregonus sp. 'balchen'
Lineage: Eukaryota; Metazoa; Chordata; Actinopteri; Salmoniformes; Salmonidae
Source: the annotation of a GenBank genome assembly